Messenger RNA from Tribolium madens (black flour beetle), 2094 nucleotides. Its product is annotated as putative receptor-like protein kinase At1g72540. NCBI's taxonomy places the organism in Eukaryota, Metazoa, Arthropoda, Insecta, Coleoptera, Tenebrionidae. The record is from RefSeq and is a predicted model, not a curated record. Gene Ontology annotation, molecular function: protein kinase activity; ATP binding. Gene Ontology annotation, biological process: protein phosphorylation. Bases 84 to 2039 code for a protein of 651 amino acids. Gene Ontology annotation, cellular component: plasma membrane. The transcript is spliced from 5 exons.
CUUUCAAAUACUACUGUGUUUAUAGGUUAAUUUUUUUAUUUGGAAAUAAAGUGCCUUAAUUACCCGUCCGAACAACAAAUAAAAUGGAUCUUGAAAUCAGAAAAUUACCUUUGGACAUCCGUUCCCGUCUGAUAAGUCUUCUGGAAUUGCAAGAUUCAUGGAAAAAAUUAAUGGCCAUGAUACCAGAAACAUUGUUGUUAAAUAAUUACAAAUGCGAUAUAAGUCACAAUAAUCCGGCCAAGUAUCGUUCCGAACACUUCCACAUAAUUGAAGAUAAUUCAAUUAAGAAGCGAAUUUUUUGUUCUGAAAUUUUGUUACGUGAAUGGGGCACUUCAGGACGGGUUAGGCCUGCUGUAGGUCAUCUGAAGUACCUUUUGGAGAGAGCAGAGUUAUUUCGAGCGGCUGAUUAUAUUGCUGUUGAUGUUUUAAAGCAGGAACCGCCCCCUAGACCUACCAAAGGGCCUGCGGCUCCAGUUGUAAUCAACCCUGACGAGUUAGAAGACCCGGAAACGAAACGAAUCGAGAAAAUUUUGGACGAAAUUAAUUACCCCAGUUCUGCAAUUGAGAAUAUAAACAAAUUGAACUCAAUUAACACAAAUUUGAAUUACAGUACCAAAAAGACGAUGAAAGUGAUACCCAAAAUUAUAAUUAGUGAAUCACCGGAUAUGGAAGAGACACCUCCACAGUUCCGUCUACCGGUCGUUAUCCAAAAUGAAAAAAUCAAGUCAGAGUCAGAUUUGAUUAAAUUUUCACAAGAAUCGGUUUCAAAUAGCGAUAAUAACGCAAAUGUUCCGCAUUUGUCAUCACUUUUGACCGAUGAGGCUUCCAAUAAUAACAUUCCUGCUGUAAUUGCCGACAUAACGUCGUCAGAAUUAAGUUCAGAAACCAUUGCUUCUGAGAGUAACAAUUCUGUGGUCAACAGACCGAAUUUGUCGUCACUGUUGAAUCAGUCAAGUGACGACUCUGAACCUAAUUUCAACUUGCCUGCAAUCAGCGAAUUAAGUCUCUCUUCAAAUUCCGGUUCUUCGACAAACUUCCCCGCUUUAAGUCAAUUAAUUGAAUCGGAAAAUAAAUCUACUUCUAAAAAUUCGCGCUCCUGUUCGUCUCCUCUACCAAACUUGUCGUUGAACACUCCUUUGCCUCACUUCACCUACUGUGAUUUAGCAACAGCGACUAAUAAUUUCGACGAGACACCUUUGGCUCAGGGUGGGAGAUUUCUGGGUUCUGGAGCUUUCGGUAAAGUUUACUUGGGUGUGGGGUUGACUAGUAAACCAGUCGCAGUGAAAAAAGUCAUUUUGGAAAAUGUCGACGUCGUUCGAGUUGAUGAUAUGGUUACUAAACAGUUUCGCAACGAGGUGGAGAUUUUGAGCAAAUAUGAACAUGAAAAUUUGGUAGCUUUGAGAGGUUAUUCGUGUGAUGGGGACACUUAUUGUUUGUUGUAUGAGUACGUCCCAGGAGGGGCUUUGAAAGACCGGUUGCAGAAACACGAAUUGAUUUGGACGGAAAGGCUGUACAUUGCUAUAGGGACAGCGAGGGCGAUUGCAUAUUUACACACAGCGUACGCCACUCCCUUAAUUCAUAGAGACAUUAAAACUGCGAAUAUUUUACUUGAUAGUAACAAUAAGCCAAAGUUGUGCGAUUUUGGCCUGAUUAAACGUGCUUUAAACCAAAACACAAACACAGCAAGUACGAUUUUUGGGACUUCAGCAUAUAUGGCGCCUGAAGCUUUCAGGGGAGACGUUUCAGUAAGAUUAGAUACUUUUAGUUUUGGAGUCGUUYUGCUUGAAUUGUUAACUUCAAUGCCUCCAAUGGACGAAAGUCGAGAAGGUGUCGAUCUGGUGACCCAUAUACAAGAAAACUGUCAGAACGGUAUUAAACCGUUGUUGGACAUCGCAGUCGGCUCAUGGCUAGCGAAUAAUAUUAACUUUGGAGAGAAAUUAUUCGAAAUUGCAAUGGAUUGUUUAAAAGAUAAAAAAGAGAGACCGACAAUGACAACAAUUUGUGGUAUUUUAGGCGAUCUAGUCCAUAAAUCUUUAUAAGAUCAAAAAUAUCUAUUUAUAUUUAAGUAUUUAUUCAAUAAAUAUUUUAUUAUUU